UCCUAUUUCUUUUGUUACAUUACGAUUGUUCAGUUUCAAUUCUGGAACGCCGACACGAUAAAGGAAUCGUCGGAUAAUAAUAUAUCGCGUUAAAUCACAAUAUACCACUUUGAAGUAUCCGUGAAAUUUCAUACACCGCCGAUGCGACAACACCUUUUCUAAGCGGGAUUGAUUUGCGCACACCGCAGUCUACCGACGUAAAAAUCAAUCAUGACCGAACCACCAUCAUCACCUCCAAACGAGUCUGCCACUCCCGAAGAGUCCCUAGCCUGGUAUAAGAGACAAUAUGAAUUAUUAGGCGACGAGCUAGCAGAGUUUCGUGAAUCUAGUCACGAGCUUGAGGCUGAACUCGAAAAGGACUUGGAUGCGGCGGACAAGAGGCAGCGCGAACUUCAGAAAAAGGCUGAAGAGCUGCAGUUUGAAGUUGAUGAGUGGAAAGAAAAAUGCAAAAAGGCGAAGGCUGAAGCCAACUCGGCGCAGAACGCUUUAGAAAAAGAGAUUACGAAUCUCCGCGACGCCAACCGCACCCUGCAGCUAAAACUACGCGAUAUAGAAGUGGCCAAUGAUGAUUUUGAACGCCAGGCGCGAAACACCACGUCGUCUCUCGAAGAUUUGGAGUCCAAGUAUAAUGUUGCGAUCGAGCGAACCGUCAUGAUGGAGGAAGAGAUAAGGAUAGGCGAACAGGAACGAGAAGCCUUACGAAUCGAAGCCCAACGAUUGCGCGAGGAACUAUCCGACCUUAAGGUCGAGGCCGAGAUCAUGCAGGACAAGAUCAAAAAGGCAGAAAACCGUCACCUGUCAACUAUCUCUACGGACAUAUCUAUCCCCGAGUCGCCUACUUUUGAAGACUCGCCUCGUUCCACAGCAAGUUCACCACUCAUUACCACGCCUCCCGACGAUGUCACUUUGCCUCCUCCGAGUAAAGACGCGCCUUUACUUAAUGAGCCUCCAUCGCCACCUAUGUCUGAUGCAUCGGCUCCCCUACCCCGUCCCUCUUCCAGGACACCCGGACCUUCAGCGCAGAAGAAAUCCCGUCUUCCAUCUGCGGAUCGCAGCAUCACGCCAAAGGCGAAGGGCGCCGUUUCAGCCAACUUACGGGCCCCGGGCAUGCGCUCCGCUACUACCGCGCGCACGCCGGCUCCAGCCCGCACUUCAAACCGUGCGGCCUCGCACAGGAUUCCGCCAUCAACAUCCCUUACUCAUAUCCGCUCCCUCACUGCUCAAAUGCAACGACUCGAGGCUCGCGUUCAAUCAGCGCGGUCUAAGUUGCCUGCCCCUGUGAGCACACCUCCGCGCGCAUCUCCUAGAUCAUCGUUCACUGGUGCAAGUCAAGUGCCGCCCACUGUUACGAUGCGUUCAAGGAAGCGUACCAUCGGCUCCACUAGUUCCUCGGUAAUAGAUGAAACCCCUACUACUAGCCGGCACGUAUCCAGGCUCAGCACCUCCGGCAUAUCAAGAUUAUCCUUCGGGCCAUUACCUAACCGGACCAAUGCGUAUGAUCCUGAUAGCUCCGCUAUUAGCAUCUCGCGACCUAGUAGUCGAGCGAGUGUCACGAGCUAUGCAAGACCAGUUAGUCGUACUGAAAUUGCUCGACCAAUGUCUCGUACUAGUUUCUCAAGUACGAGAGCUCCUAUAGGAAUGAGACCUAGAAGUUCUCUUACUGGUAGUUUCCAUGGCCAUUCCCAGAGCGUAAGCCGUGUCGACCAUGAAGAAUUCGACGAACGAUACGAAGAUCGCGCUCCAAGUCGCCGAGGAACCUACAGCAAAUUUGAUAACGACGGCUCCGCCAGCGGCAUCCCGGCUCCUAGUGGGAUUCCGAUGCCCAGGCGAAUGAGUGGUGGAAUGCAUUCGGCUCGCAGAAUUAGUAAUGGCACGUCGAAUGAUUCCACCACUGGGAGACCUAGGAAAUUAAGCGAUCUUGGAGAAACUUACUAGUCGAGCUACCGCUUCUAACAUUUUACUCUUCUGUUGUAUUUGUUUGAAGUGCCGCGCAUAUCGCACUGUCGAACGGGUGUAGGGGCCACCAGCUCUAUACAUUCGUCGCGGCGUUGAGCCGAGGCGUUACGAGUUACGGACGGAUUUGCAUAUCAUACUUGCUAGCAUACGUGCUUGCAUUUUCAUC
Daldinia caldariorum is the source of this 2122-nucleotide messenger RNA. RefSeq lists its product as uncharacterized. The record is from RefSeq and is a predicted model, not a curated record. Bases 211 to 1935 code for a protein of 574 amino acids. Gene Ontology annotation, biological process: cell migration; mitotic centrosome separation; chromosome segregation. The transcript is spliced from 2 exons. Lineage: Eukaryota; Fungi; Ascomycota; Sordariomycetes; Xylariales; Hypoxylaceae. Gene Ontology annotation, cellular component: kinetochore; centrosome; kinesin complex. Gene Ontology annotation, molecular function: microtubule binding.